AGAUCAUCCUUCAGUCUCACUGAAACAUUCAGACAGGUCUCUGAUUGGCUGAAAACAUCCUGAAAACAGGAAGGAAAUAACAUCAGUUUCAUCUCAGCAGAGAAACUCAACAACUCUUCAGGGAGGAGGAAGUCUACAGUCAUCGCCAUGGCAACUUCAUCACAGCCAGUCAACUCUGCACAUGAAAAGUUAUCUGUUGCUCUGUUGAACAUUAACGGUCUGAGAAACAAGAUGGAUGAAAUUCAAAACAUAAUUAAAUGUUAUAAACUUCAUGUUGUUGGUCUGUGUGAAACUAAACUCGAUGACUCAGUUGAACCCAGCAGAGUUUAUAUUCCAGGGUUCAGGAUGUGGAGGAGAGACAGAGACAGUAGUGGAGGAGGAGUUGCUCUUUAUGUUCAGGAUCAUAUUAAAACCAGAUUAAGACCCGAUCUGAUGAAGGCUGAAGCUGAUGAGGAGAAUCCUGAAGCUGAGAUCAUUUGGGUUGAGAUGAAGCUUCCUGACAGUCGACCAGUUUUACUGGGAAGUUGUUACAGACCUACAGAUAAUCUAAAACAUUUGGUUCAAAUCUAUGACACAAUGGAUCUGGUGUUAAAGGAGAAGGAGGAGAAAGACAUUCUGCUGAUGGGAGAUUUUAACACUGACUGGUAUUCAGAUCCUGAGAAGAAUGUUGCUGAAUAUGUUUCAUCUAAAUGGGGAUUAAAUCAGAUUGUUCAGGAUAAAACCAGGAUUACCCAGAAAUCCUCAUCAUGCAUCGACUUGAUUUAUACAAAUAUACCAGUGCAUUCUGGUAGAAAAGCAGAAUCCACUGCAACAGGCUGCAGUGACCAUAACCUUGUUACUGUAAAACUCAGCAGAAAUGUUCCUCAGAAGAUCAUAAGCUUUAGGUUUAAACAGAUUGAUGGUACAUUUUGGAAAGUUAUAGAUGAGACUCAGUGGACUGAAGUCUACAAUGAAUCUGAUCCUGCAGAAGCUCUGAAGAAAUUCACUGAUAUUUUUCUCUCAGUAGCAAAUAGACAUUUAAAGAAUCAAGAUAUUUAUGAUUUACUGAAGUUGGAUGAUAAAAUAGAGAGAUUAAUAACUGAAAGAGAUGAUUCAAAACAUCUCACACAGGAGGAAUUAAAAAAGAAACAUGCUAAGAAGUCAUCAGGAUCAGACUCAUCAAAAGCUGAUGACUCAGCUAAAGGCAAAGGAGUGAAAUGUUUUCAAUGUAAACCAAAGUUAAACCUAAAACUAAAAUCUGAAUGUAAAAAUUGUAAGGGUCUUACACAAUAUUGUAAAAUCAGAAACAAAGAAGAGAGGAAUCGUUUCAUGCAGCAUCGGGAAAAAGCUGUUAAUUUUAGUAAAAUACUGAAGAUAUGUAAACAGUAUUUUGGAGAAAGUUUGCCUUCUCAUGUGAUCAACAUAACUCAGCAGGGAGAUGUAACCUCAGACUUAUAUUAUCUCAGAGAAGAAAAGAUAUUUGGUAAUUUUCUAGUUGAGACAAUGACUGACGAGGCAGAUAAAUUAGUUUUUUGUCCCAAUCAAAUAUUAAAUGAAUGGUUGGAGUCUCUCCUUAGUACUGAUCUGAAAGACGCUGAUAUCCAUAAAAUAGAUGCUGAACUCCUGAACGGUUCAUCUGGUUCCAUCUCUGGUCCGAUCCGCCACAUCCUGAACCGCUGCCUGGAGAACGAUCUGUUUCCUUCUGAACUCAAACAGUUUGAGUUAAUCCCGUUUUCAACCCAAAAACUGACCAAGUUCAGGGAGAACAUAGAUCUUCUUCACAGUGUCCAUGUUAUGAUAGGUUAUAUCUUUGACAUCAUUCUCUAUAAACAGGCAGAAAAAUACUUUAUUGAUCGGAAACUGAUAGCUUCAGAGUCUAUUGAUGAUCAAAUCAAGAACCUAAAAACUGAUUGGCUCAAAGCAACAAAGUCAGGAGAAACAGUUUCAGUUUUGUUCCUGGACUUCAGUUCUUCAUUUGACUCCAUCAGUCACAAAGAUCUGAUAACAAAACUGGAAACAUCUGGUUUCUCAGAUUCGGCUCUUAAACUGAUAAAAAGUUUUCUUUCCUACCAUGAAGGUUCCUGCGGUUUGCCCAGAGGAAGCUUCUUCGCUCGACUCCUCUUCACCGUCUUUAUUAAUGAAUUAAAGAAAGAUUUAAGAUCAUCCUCUGUAGUUAUCUGCCAAAAUCACAUGAUUGUUUACAUAAAAGACCGUAAGAUGUCAAAGAAAUCUAAGAAACAAUCUGUGGAGGAAUGGGCCAAACGUUAUAUGAUACAUAUGAACAUAUCAACAGAUUUUACAAUAACCAGACACACAGAAAUAACUUCUUAUUUUGAACUCCUUCAGUUUUUGUUGAACUGUAAUCAGUUUAAUGUUCAGGUAUUGAGAAAAGUUAUGGAACGUUAUACUGACUCUGGACAGGAAAAGUUUAAAAAAACCUUUGAAGUAUUUCAGAAAGAGUUUGGUAGUAAGAAAUGUUGUAAAGUCUCUGAUGGUGACAUAAAUGCAGCUCUAAUCUCAGUGGUGCUGCUGUAGUUUGAGUUAAUGAUAAAAUUCAUUUGUGAAGCAGAACAUUUAAAACAACAAAGGUUGACCAAAGUGCUUCACAUUUUAUCUAGAGAUAAUUAUAGAUAAAUAAUAAUAAUUAAAACUCAACACAGACAAGUUAAAAAACCUAAAAUCUUCAGGUUUUCAUCUCGUCCUGUAGAAAUAAUAUUUCUGAUCAUCUGAUCACAUAUUUAGAUUUUCAGAAACAUUUUUGUGCUGCAGUAAAGUUUGAUCAUCUCUACAUGUAAGUUAAUAUUUCUGAACCUCCAGGAGAAACAGCCUGACUGUAAUAACGUCAAAACUUUAUGAUUUUAUUCUUUAAUUUACUUAUAAAUGUGCAGAAAAUAAAUCCUGAAUGUUUCUUUAAUGAUGGAUCUAAUAAUGUCUUCAUGUUUCUGAGCUGCUGAGGAUGAAUAAAAAUCCACUGAAUGCAUUUUAUUUUCUAUUAUUAUUAUAAUCA
Gambusia affinis (western mosquitofish) is the source of this 2986-nucleotide messenger RNA. RefSeq lists its product as uncharacterized. Bases 148 to 2514 code for a protein of 788 amino acids. The record is from RefSeq and is a predicted model, not a curated record. Gene Ontology annotation, molecular function: catalytic activity. The transcript has 3 exons. NCBI's taxonomy places the organism in Eukaryota, Metazoa, Chordata, Actinopteri, Cyprinodontiformes, Poeciliidae.